Trichoderma harzianum CBS 226.95 is the source of this 2667-nucleotide messenger RNA. RefSeq lists its product as hypothetical. NCBI's taxonomy places the organism in Eukaryota, Fungi, Ascomycota, Sordariomycetes, Hypocreales, Hypocreaceae. The coding region runs from base 1 to 2667 and encodes 888 amino acids. The transcript is spliced from 3 exons. The record is from RefSeq and is a predicted model, not a curated record.
AUGACUCGGCGAGGUGGAAGCUCUGAUGGAACGUUUUACUUUCAGGCAUGGCACGUCGCCAAGGUUGUAAGCGGGGAGUCAUGGCCUCAGAAUAAAGGCCUGGCCGACUUUGUCGAGCAGAAUGUCGGCCCCGCGACAAAGAAAUGGCUGUAUAUCAAGGGAUGCGUGCCAACCAGGGAGAAGCCCGGACUUCUCGUUCCCUACUCUAUCUGUGUCAAGUUACGCUCUCCAAAGACUGGGCAGGACCCAAAAGAGGCGGAACAGGCUCUCCUCCACUUUCGCAAUGAAGAGUUCCCCAGCCUUGCAAAGACUUACUUCAAUUCGAAGCUACGCAUAUCGCUAGACUUCUUCAAUUACUACUCCGAGGGCGCGGAUUUCGACGCUCCUCUGGCCAACUUUGAUUCUGUCAAGACUUCAAAGAGGUUGAGGGAGAAAGUCAAAUCAGCCGUCAAGUUCGUCAAAAAGGACUUUUGGGGCGACCUUGUCCAUGGAUUGGUCGAUUCUUCAAAGUCAGAGUUCAAGGCGGCUCGGUUCAUCAGGAAGCGAGGCAAAGGUAUGUACAAGGCUAUGGGGGACCCGGAGGACGUAGAGGAGAGCGACAUUGUUGACAUAUGCCUCGACCUUUCAGACCCUGCCUCCAACCCCAACAUCCUGCCUCCCACGCCGCUGCAAAACCCGCUCCCACUACCAGUCUCGCUUCCGGACACCAGCAGCUUUGCUCGUAUUGAGCAGCCCGACGUGUCUCCUUCUUCUCCUACCCGACCGAGAAAGACAUCAGAGAUCUCCGACAUCACCGUUGGCUCUACAGAUACGCGUGCUACCGAUGCUAGCUCUGUGGGCUCCGUCGAAACCGCGCAAUCUUCAGUCGUUGCUGAAGAAUCCUCCUCUUCUGAGUUGCAGGAUGCAAAGGAGGCCUCCUCCGAGUUGGCUGUAGUGGCCGAGGAAGAGGAAGCAUCCACGUCUCCGGCUGUCGAAGAAGCAGAAGUCGAAGCUGCAGUCGAAGUCGAAACCGAAGUUGAAGUUGAAGUUGACGCCGAAGCUGAUGCUGAAGUUGAUGCUGAUACCGAAGUCAACGCUGAAGCUGAGAUUGAAGCUGAGGUUGAAGUCGAAGCUGAUACCGAGGUAAAUGCUGAGGUUGAAGUUGACGAAGUUGAGGCAGAAGUCGAGGCUGAAACCGAGGUUGAAGCUGAUGCUGAAGUUGAUGUUGAAGCUGAAGUCGAGACCGAAGCCGAUGCUGAAGUUGAAGUUGAAACUGAAGUUGACGCCGCAGCUGAUGCUGAGGUUGAUGCUGAGGCCGAAAUCGAAGCUGAAGUGGAAGCUGAAGUAGAGACUGAUGCUGAUGCUGAGGUUGAAGCCGAAACUGAAGUUGAUGAAGUUGAAGCCGAGGUUGAUGUUGAUGUGGUCGAUGCUGAAGUUGAAGUUGAUGUGACGGCCGCAGAUUCGUCAGAAUCGUCAUACCGAGAGACCGCGACUGAACCUGCCGACGCUACUAGUGCUCCUGCAACAACCAUCACUCCUUCUUCCGGCGUCGUUGCCACCAGGAGAAAGAUGAAUUAUGUCUCACCUCAAGCCGCACAGACAGCCUACUUUAUGGUGCAGAAUAGCGGAAACUGGCUUCGCUACCUCAUGGCCAACCACGGCCAGGGUGCCCAAAAGCUGGGAUCUACCUUUUUCGACUCGCCCAUCAUCCUCGCUACACCUCCACAGGCCUUGAGCCCGGACGGCAUGACGCGUGUGUACUUCAUGUCACAAGCCACGAAAGAGCAAGAUGAAGUAGUUUAUGACCAGAAUGGACGCCCCAUUCAAACUCGCAAGGGCGACAAAUCAGUCAAGGAAUGGGUCGUCGGAACCGCCAAGAUCUCGACCCAGGCUCUCACCAUGCAUCUUGGCAAGCAGCUCGAGAAUAGGAAUGCCAGACUCCUACCAGCGCCUCCGCCCGCGGUGCGCGAGGUCGACUCGGUCGUUGGUCCCAACAACCGACUGAUAGAGAUGACCGAUGCGCCAGGCAUUCCUCAAGCUAUCCUAGUCACAACGCCCCCUGUCGAGGAUGUCCGGGAGGGCGAUAUUGUGCAGGAAGAGCACGAUGACGGCUUUGUUCAUAUCGAGACCAACGUCCUCAACCAGCUGGUCGAGGAGGUAUCUGAUAAUGCAGACAACGUCGAUAAGAAGGGCAAGGGAGUGAUGAAGGCCGAGAGGAAAUCCCGUUCCAAGGGCAAGCUUCCGAGCACCAAACACAGAUCCAAGACAGACAAAUCAAGGAUCAAGAAGACGACCAAGGUGGAUCAAACGACGGAUGCCGGUACAAGCGCGAGGGCACAUGUCAGGUUUGAUAUCCCGGUUGACGCUGAUAGCGUCCCGCCUCGCAAACCAUCCAAGGUAUAUACUCCUCCUUUCAGCCGGAAAUCUUGGCGAGAUGUGGAGCCUCAGAUUGAGCCACAGGUCAUGUACGAUGCCACGAGCGGAUACAACUUUUUGCAAGUGGAAGACGUCCAAGUCUUUUCAUUCUCGACGUCCUCCCACGACACGGUGCUGCGCACUGCUCCCGUCGCCCCCGCGGCGGUUGAGGAGGGCGAGGGCAUCGGUGUCUGGUCACCUCCCGUUGUCGGCAUUUUCUCUUGGAUGUGGGAUUAUUUGGGAGGGGCGCCCAAGGUUGCUCCUGUGCAUUAG